Molecule: messenger RNA, 6820 nt
Organism: Neofelis nebulosa (Clouded leopard)
Lineage: Eukaryota; Metazoa; Chordata; Mammalia; Carnivora; Felidae
Gene: PCDH15
Product: protocadherin related 15
Exons: 33
Coding region: 470-6250 (1926 amino acids)
Biological process (GO): homophilic cell-cell adhesion; inner ear development; sensory perception of sound
Cellular component (GO): plasma membrane; stereocilium
Molecular function (GO): calcium ion binding
Source: RefSeq, a predicted model, not a curated record
AAAGCAUAUGUGAAAAUGUGCACUUAAUGUCUCUUCCUAAAUAAACUUACUUAAGCUUUGGAAUACAGCUGAAAGGCUGAUAAAUUAAAAAUGGCAAAUUAAAUUUAUAUUCUUUGUGGCAAUAAAAACAUGUUGGAUGUUUCAUUGCUCUGAGGUUCUUAAAUUUCUAUUCCUUUCUAUGUUCCUGACAUAUCUCUCAUGAACCAGGGAAGAGAACAUGCUAUCUGAGUAGACUGAUGGGUCACAUUUCCUAUUAGAUGUUUUAUAUUUAACAGCUGACACUAAUCCCACCAAAUACUUAGUUUGCAGCAUUCAAAACCUCUGUCUUUUGCAGUGUGGUUCUACAGGGAGGAUUUUUAGACAUGAUUCUGCUUGAAUUCACAUGGCUACCUUUCGCUUAUUAAUUUCUAUUCAAAUGGUGAUACAGACCAGUCUACAUGUACCAGCCUUGAGCAGAAUUUGACAGAAGAUGUUACAACGGUUUUACCUCCGGAAAUGCUUAGCUUCGGGGAUCAUCCUGGGAGCGCUGUCUGCAGUCUGCUUCGGCCAGUACGAUGAUGACUGGCAAUAUGAGGAUUGCAAACUAGCUAGGGGAGGACCGCCAGCCACCAUAGUUGCCAUUGAUGAAGAAAGCCGGAACGGUACGAUUCUGGUGGAUAACAUGCUGAUCAAAGGGACUGCGGGAGGACCAGACCCCACAAUCGAACUUUCCUUAAAGGACAACGUGGAUUACUGGGUGUUGCUGGACCCCGUCAAGCAAAUGCUCUUCCUGAACAGCACGGGCAGAGUUCUGGAUAGAGACCCCCCGAUGAACAUACACUCAAUCGUGGUGCAGGUGCAGUGUGUCAACAAGAAGGUGGGCACCGUCAUCUACCAUGAGGUUCGCAUCGUGGUGAGGGACCGCAACGACAACUCUCCCACGUUCAAGCACGACAGCUACUACGCCACGGUGAAUGAGCUCACUCCGGUUGGCACCACAAUAUUUACAGGGUUUUCAGGAGACAACGGAGCUACAGACAUAGAUGAUGGACCAAACGGGCAGAUAGAAUACGUCAUCCAGUACAAUCCGGAGGACCCGACAUCCAAUGACACCUUUGAAAUCCCCCUCAUGUUGACCGGGAAUGUGGUGUUAAGGAAGAGGCUCAACUAUGAAGACAAGACUCGGUACUUUGUCAUCAUCCAAGCUAAUGACCGGGCACAAAAUCUGAAUGAGCGGCGAACCACCACCACCACCCUCACGGUGGAUAUUCUGGACGGAGAUGACUUGGGUCCGAUGUUUCUUCCUUGUGUCCUUGUGCUGAACACUCGUGACUGUCGCCCGCUCACCUACCAAGCCGCCAUACCUGAGCUCAGAACUCCGGAAGAACUGAACCCCAUUGUGGUUACCCCGCCCAUCCAAGCUGUUGACCAGGACCGGAACAUUCAGCCACCAGCAGAUAGACCAGGCAUCCUCUACUCCAUCCUUGUUGGGACUCCGGAGGAUUACCCACGAUUUUUCCAUAUGCAUCCUAGGACGGCAGAACUUAGCCUCCUGGAGCCCGUAAACAGAGAUUUUCACCAGAAAUUUGAUUUGGUUAUUAAGGCUGAACAAGACAAUGGUCACCCUCUGCCAGCCUUUGCCAGUCUACAUAUUGAAAUACUGGAUGAAAACAACCAGAGUCCCUACUUCACGAUGCCCAGUUAUCAAGGCUACAUUCUGGAAUCUGCCCCAGUGGGAGCCACUAUCUCUGACAGUCUGAAUUUGACCACCCCUCUUAGAAUUGUGGCUCUGGACAAGGACAUAGAGGAUACGAAAGACCCAGAGCUUCACCUUUUUCUCAACGAUUACACCUCAGUCUUCACCGUCACACAGACCGGUAUCACUCGCUACCUCACCCUACUUCAACCAGUGGACCGGGAAGAGCAGCAAACUUACACUUUUUCGAUAACAGCAUUUGAUGGUGUGCAAGAAAGCGAGCCAGUUAUUGUCAAUAUCCAGGUGAUGGAUGCAAAUGAUAACACUCCAACCUUCCCUGAAAUAUCCUAUGAUGUCUAUGUUUAUACAGACAUGAGCCCCGGGGACAGCGUCAUACAGCUCACCGCGGUGGAUGCAGAUGAAGGGUCCAACGGGGAGAUUACCUACGAAAUCCUAGUUGGGGCUCAGGGAGACUUCACCAUCAACCGAACCACGGGGCUCAUCACCAUCGCUCAGGGGGUGGCGCUGACAGUGGGGCGCACCUAUGCGCUCACAGUCCAGGCUGCAGACAACGCGCCUCCUGCAGAGAGAAGGCACUCCAUCUGCACCGUGUACAUUGAAGUGCUUCCUCCAAAUAAUCAGAGCCCUCCCCGCUUCCCACAGUUGAUGUACAGUCUUGAAAUCAGUGAAGCCAUGAGGAUUGGUGCUGUUUUAUUAAAUCUCCAGGCAACUGAUCGAGAGGGAGACCCAAUAACAUAUGCCAUUGAGAAUGGAGAUCCCCAGCGAGUUUUUAAUCUUUCAGAAACUACUGGGAUUCUAACCUUAGGGAAAGCCCUGGACAGGGAGAGCACGGAUCGCUACAUUCUGAUCGUCACUGCUUCUGAUGGCAGGCCGGAUGGGACCUCAACUGCCACGGUAAAUGUGUUAGUGACAGAUGUCAAUGACAACGCCCCAGUGUUCGAUCCCUAUCUGCCUCGAAAUCUGUCCGUGGUCGAAGAAGAAGCCAAUGCGUUUGUGGGUCAAGUAAGGGCAACAGACCCUGAUGCGGGAAUAAAUGGCCAGGUGCACUACAGUCUGGGCAACUUCAAUAAUCUCUUUCGCAUCACAUCUAACGGGAGUAUUUACACAGCAGUGAAGCUUAACCGAGAGGUCAGGGACUACUACGAACUUGUCGUUGUGGCAACCGAUGGGGCGGUUCACCCGCGUCACUCAACUCUGAUGCUGGCCAUCAAAGUGUUGGAUAUUGAUGAUAACAGUCCCGUGUUCACUAACUCAACAUAUACUGUCAUCGUAGAAGAGAACCUGCCAGCCGGGACCACCUUCCUUCAGAUAGAGGCCAAAGAUGUUGACCUCGGAGCAAAUGUGUCUUAUCGGAUCAGAAGCCCAGAAGUCAAGCACUUUUUUGCACUACAUCCGUUUACAGGAGAACUGUCCCUCUUAAGGAGUUUGGACUAUGAAUCAUUUCCAGACCAGGAAGCAAGCAUCACUUUUCUCGUGGAGGCCUUCGAUAUUUAUGGAACGAUGCCACCGGGCAUUGCUACUGUCACAGUGAUAGUGAAGGAUAUGAAUGAUUAUCCUCCAGUAUUUAGUAAACGAAUCUACAAAGGGAUGGUGGCUCCGGAUGCUGUCAAGGGCACACCUAUCACCACGGUUUAUGCUGAAGAUGCAGACCCUCCUGGAUUACCUGCAAGUCGUGUGAGGUACAGAGUAGAUGAUGUCCAGUUUCCUUAUCCUGCUAGUAUUUUUGACGUAGAAGAAGAUUCUGGAAGAGUAAUAACUCGAGUCAAUCUUAAUGAAGAACCUACGACAAUUUUUAAGUUGGUGGUCGUCGCUUUUGAUGAUGGUGAGCCUGUGAUGUCCAGCAGUGCCACGGUGAAGAUUCUGGUCUUACAUCCUGGAGAAAUCCCACGCUUCACACAAGAGGAAUAUAGACCCCCUCCGGUGAGCGAACUUGCUGCCAGAGGCACAACAGUUGGUGUCAUUUCUGCAGCGGCCAUCAAUCAGAGUAUCGUGUACUCCAUUGUCUCAGGAAACGAAGACGGUCUGUUUGGAAUCCACAACAUCACGGGUGUUAUCUAUGUCAAUGCCCCUCUGGAUUAUGAGACAAGAACGAGCUAUGUGCUUCGCGUCCAGGCUGAUUCCCUGGAAGUGGUCCUCGCCAAUCUCCGAGUUCCUUCGAAAAGCAAUACGGCUAAAGUGUAUAUUGAAAUUCAGGAUGAAAAUGAUCAUCCCCCAGUGUUUCAGAAAAAAUUCUACAUUGGAGGUGUGUCUGAAGAUGCAAGAAUGUUUACUUCUGUGCUCAGAGUUAAGGCUACUGACAAAGAUACUGGCAAUUAUAGUGCCAUGGCAUACCGACUCAUCAUUCCACCAAUUAAAGAGGGAAAAGAAGGAUUUGUGGUAGAAACAUACACCGGGCUCAUCAAAACCGCUAUGCUUUUCCACAACAUGAGAAGGUCCUACUUCAAAUUCCAAGUCAUCGCAACUGACAACUAUGGGCAGGGGCUAAGUGGCAAGGCAGAUGUGCUGGUCUCUGUGGUCAACCAGCUGGACAUGCAGGUGAUCGUUUCGAACGUGCCCCCGACUCUGGUGGAGAAAAAGAUAGAAGACCUUACAGAGAUUUUGGAUCGGUAUGUUCAGGAGCAAAUUCCUGGUGCCAAAGUGGUGGUGGAGUCCAUCGGUGCUCGCAGGCAUGGGGAUGCCUUUUCGCUAGAAGAUUACACCAAAUGUGACCUGACUGUCUAUGCAAUCGACCCCCAAACCAACAGAGCCAUCGACAGAAAUGAGCUUUUUAAAUUUUUGGAUGGCAAACUGCUUGAUAUCAAUAAAGACUUUCAGCCGUAUUACGGCGAAGGAGGACGUAUUCUGGAGAUCCGGACCCCGGAGGCAGUGACCAGCAUUAAAAAGCGAGGAGAGAGCCUAGGCUAUACAGAGGGGGCCCUGCUUGCACUCGCCUUCAUCAUCAUCCUCUGCUGUAUCCCUGCCAUCUUGGUAGUUCUGGUCAGAUCCCUGCCUUCUCAAAGACGCCAAGCCGAGUGCACCAAGACAGCGCGAAUCCAGUCGGCAUUACCCGCAGCCAAGCCUGCUGCACCUGCGCCCGCACCUGUGGCCGCGCCCCCGCCGCCCCCGCCGCCCCCCGGGGCGCACCUGUAUGAGGAGCUGGGAGACAGCACCAUUCUUUUCCUUCUCUACCAUUUCCAACAAAGCAGGGGAAAUAAAUCAGUCUCAGAAGACAGGAAAAAUCAACACAGUGGGAUGCCCUUUUCUUCCAGCACUGUUCGGGCUCACAGAGAGGCUCGUGUAGACGGACCACUUAACGACCAGCCCGCGUCGGCAAGAACAUUCCCACUGGUAUCUGAUGAGGACGCCUUGAGUACCCACGGUGCUCUUUAUAAGGAAACCGUACAUCCAAGACCAACAAAUUCAGACUUUUUGCUAAGAACAGAUUGCAUAGACUCACUUUUACCCAGAACAAAAGGCAGGAGUAAGUCCCUGAGGGGCCCGAGGGAAAUGUUUCAGAGGAUGUGGAAUCGGCCAGUCUGCUUCCCUCAGAGACCAGUGUGGGAACUUCCCAAAAGACCAGAGACCACAGAUCUGCAGCACUGGCCGAGCAACGGGCGGGAAGGUAGAAAGGAAAGCCCUGGAACCUGUCCAAACCAAAGAGGUAGCGGGAGGCCCCUGCCGAGAGCCGGGGAUACGCAGGCGGCAGAGAGAGAGGAAAUGAGGCCAGGUGAUUCACUGCCUGUGUUCGGAACAGAACACGUGGCAUCUCCAUCUUCAGACUCUUCCUGUGUCUCUCCUUCACCUCGCUCCUCCUCCUCCGCUUUGCCAACCGUGUCAAGAACUGUGGAGCUCCAGUCAGAGCCUCAUGCCGCCAUUUCUCCGGCUGACUGUUCCUUGGAACUUUCUCCUUCGACGCCUGGCAUUUUGCAUUCUCCAGUCUUUAGGAGAGAGGCACCCGUGUGUAUGCUGACUGUCGGAGCCGAAAGGAACAUUUUCGAAAUUCUUCCUGAACCACCCCGUAUCUCUCCUCCUCCAACUCCUGUUGCUUUUUCCUAUCUUCCUCCUUCCCAUCCUCCUCCUCCACUUCUUCGGCUGCCCGGCCCCCCUUCCCCUCCCUCUGCUUCUCCUUCACUCCCUGUCCCCUCCCCUCCUUCCCUCCCUCCGCCAUGCCCCCCUCUUCCUUCUCCACUGUCUCCUCCCCCUUCGGUUCCGUCCACCAGGUGUGUCCGUAUACCAGCUGUUAAAGGUACUGUCGGUGUAACACCAGCGGAGGAAAGGACGUCCUCUGGGACACAGCUGCCAGCAUCCACCACGGAGUGCAAGGCGGAUCCCCGAAGGGAACCGAAAGGCAUCCUCAAGCAUAUUAAAAAUGUAGCAGACCUUGAAAAGUCAGUAGCUAACAUGUACAGUCAAAUAGAAAAAAACUUCCCACCAGUGCACAACUCAGGCCUUGAAACUAGUUGCCCUCCAGAGACAGAAAAUGUGGAAAUGACCUCUGGACAAAACCAGGGGAAUUUGCACAGGAUUGGCGAGGGAACUGAAAACCGACCUCACAGCGAAUCUACUUCCCUGUAAUAUUGCUCUUCGUGUUUUAACUGGACAACUCUUUUGUUGACCGUAAUCUUCGAGUGGAGGCAAAUGGGAACGUUAGAGAAGAUUCCAUUCUUUUACCCAAAACUCCGUGCAGUGCUGUUUUUUCCCUCAUUUUUUACUUUUAAAGAUUAUUAACCUCAUCGUUUCUAACUCAUAUUAUAGAUUUACCUUAAUUUUCUUAACUACGAAGUAGCAUUAUUUGUCUACGUUUGUUUUAAAAAGUAAGUAAUUUCAGUCUAUUUUUCAGUGGGAAUAUGUGGGCAAGAAAGUUAGAUAUCCAACUUAAACCAAUGGUUUGUUAACAUGUUAAUGCAGUAACGUCUACAUUUGCUUCCUGAUCAGAGUUUUAUUUGAGUGCUCCAGAAAAAAAAAAAAAAAAAAAAAAAGCAAACUGUUAAAAUAAGCUAAAAAAAUGAUAUCAUAGGUUCUGUUUCUUCCUUGAAGCCUAUGUAUUUGGUAAGAUUAAAUACUACCAAAGUAAAAAUGUUAUGUAUCUAGAAAUGUAGGAGUUGACAGACAUUAUGGUGUUCCAAAAUAAAUCCCAGGUGCUAU